AUGAUAGGUCCAAAAUAAUUAUUUCUUAUUCCCUUAAACAUUUACUAGAAUGAGGAAAGUCAAAGUUUAUAAUGCUUAGAUGAUUUUGAAGUUAAAAUUUAAUCCAAAGAAGAUUUUUCUAUAAAUCACAUUGUCUAAACUCAGUCGUCUCGUCAAAAGUUAAUGAAGAAUGAUAAAAAAGUCUUAUUUAAUCCAACUAUCAUUAGCUAUAGCUUCUCUAAAAAUGAACCAGCCACUGCAAUUUCAAAAUAGAUGAAGAAAUUAAUACAAAUGUAGCCAAAUUUAAAAUGGAUCAACCCUUCCCUUUGA
This is a messenger RNA of Paramecium sonneborni, 309 nucleotides long. The record is from the annotation of a GenBank genome assembly. NCBI's taxonomy places the organism in Eukaryota, Ciliophora, Oligohymenophorea, Peniculida, Parameciidae.